Messenger RNA from Nothobranchius furzeri (turquoise killifish), 6721 nucleotides. RefSeq names its product extended synaptotagmin-like protein 1b (gene esyt1b). Gene Ontology annotation, biological process: lipid transport. Lineage: Eukaryota; Metazoa; Chordata; Actinopteri; Cyprinodontiformes; Nothobranchiidae. Gene Ontology annotation, molecular function: phosphatidylinositol binding; phosphatidylcholine binding; calcium ion binding. The record is from RefSeq and is a predicted model, not a curated record. Gene Ontology annotation, cellular component: endoplasmic reticulum membrane; extrinsic component of cytoplasmic side of plasma membrane.
UUUCUCGUGCCAGUGGGCGUGUUCUCGUCCAGCUAACGGGACUGGGUGAGGCACUCAGGUUUUAACUUUUGCUGGAGUUGCGCUAGUUCUACGAUAAAACCACGAAAACUCCCAAGACCAAAUGGACCGACUGUGAUUUUACGGACGCCACAGCUCACGUGCAGUUUGCUUAUAUAGUUAAAGUUAGACAUGAAACUUUAGGGACGUUUUGGUCUGACUCGUCAUUUAUUUAACUAGUUAAAGGAAAAAGAAAAACAAUGAGUGACAAUUCGGAGCUGUCCAGUCUCAAGGGCGCAGAGAGUCCGGGGGUCAGCGGUCCAGAGGAGAAAACACCGAUGAUCGUCGUGAGAGCAGAACCUACCAAGCCCAGGGGGAUCAGCGCUGUCGCGGUGCUCUGGACCUUCGGUAAAUGUCUCGGAGCCCUGCUGCCCGUCUACCUGGCCGGGUACUACCGGGUAAGCACCAGCCUGCUGGUGUGCGGGAUGAUGGUGUACACGGGAUGGAAACAUGCCCGGGAGGCCAAGGAGGAGCGCCUGAGGUCAGCUAUGCAGCUGCUGGACAACGAGGAGGAGUGCGCGUACACGAACGUGUCCAAAAUCAAGCGAGACCUUCCUGCAUGGGUGAAUUUCCCAGAUGUGGAGAAGGUCGAAUGGUUGAAUAAGGUGCUGCAGCAGGUGUGGCCCUUUGUAGGCCAGUACAUGGAGAGGCUGCUGGUAGAGACCAUCGCUCCAUCCCUCCGAGCUUCAAGCAGCCACCUCCAAACGCUCAGCUUCACCAAGGUGAACAUGGGAGACAAGGCCAUGAAGGUGGUGGGGAUCAAGGCCCACACUGAGAAUGACAAGGGACAAGUUCUGCUUGACCUGUACAUCAGCUAUGUGGGGAACGUGGAGAUCAACGUGGAGGUGAAGAGAUACUUCUGCAAAGCUGGAGUCAAAGGAAUACAGCUCCACGGGAUGAUGCGUGUGAUUCUGGAGCCUCUGAUAGGCGACGUGCCCAUUGUUGGAGCGGUCACCAUGUUUUUCAUCCGUCGGCCGAAACUCGACAUCAAUUGGACUGGACUGACUAAUUUAUUGGACAUACCUGGACUAAACGUCAUGUCCGACAGCAUGAUCAUGGACGCCAUUGCUUCCUUCCUGGUUCUGCCCAACCGUCUGGUCGUCCCUCUGGUCCCUGGUUUGCGUGUGGCUCACCUGCGCUGUCCUUUGCCCAGGGGUGUGGUGCGCAUCCAUCUGCUGGAGGCCCAGGGUCUGGCAGCUAAAGACAACUAUGUGAAAGGGGUCAUGGCUGGCCUCUCUGACCCUUAUGCUAUUUUAAGAGUGGGACCUCAGACCUUCACCUCCAAACACAUAGACAACACCGACGCCCCCAAGUGGGAAGAGGUGUACGAGGUGAUUGUCCAUGAAGUGCCGGGUCAGGAGUUGGAGGUGGAGGUUUAUGACAAAGACACGGACAAGGAUGAUUUCCUGGGCAGGACCAAACUGGAUUUGGGCAUCGUGAAGAAAUCCAUAAUUGUUGAUGAAUGGUUCACCUUAAAAGACACUCCAACCGGACGGGUCCACUUCAAGCUGGAGUGGUUGGCCCUGCUGCCGAACACCGAGCGGCUGGAGCAGGUCCUGAAGAGAAACGAGGGCAUCACCAGCAAGGCCUCCACCCCCCCGUCCUCCGCUAUCUUGGUCGUGUAUCUCGACAAAGCCGAGGCACUUCCCAUGAAGAAGGGAAACAAAGAGCCCAAUCCCCUGGUGCAGAUAUCUGUGCAUGACAUCACGAGAGACAGCAAGACUUGUUACACAACCGUUAACCCAGAGUGGGAGGAAGCUUUCACUUUCUUUGUCCAAGAUCCUCACAAACAGGACAUAAAAAUCCAGGUGAAGGAUGCAGAUCGUGUGCAGACACUGGGCAGUCUGACCAUCCCUUUGUCCCGCAUGCUGGGAAAUGCCAACCUCUCUCUAGACCAGUGGUUCCAGUUGGAAAAUUCUGGAUCAGCCAGUCGCAUCUAUGUGAACACAGUUCUCAGGGUUUUGUGGUUGGAUGAGGACCGUGUUCAGUCCGAUGUGUCGUCAAAUUUAGCAGCUGGACUCUCCAAACAGCUGGUCCACCAGACCUCCCCUCAUUCCAGCUUUGCUACAGAGGGUCUGCUCAGAAUCCACCUACUGGCCGGCCAGAAUCUGGUUCCGAAGGACAACAUGAUGGGCGGCAUGGUGAAGGGAAAGAGCGAUCCCUAUGUCAAGAUCAACAUUGGUGGGGAAACUUUCACAAGCCAAGUCAUCAAGGGGAAUCUUAAUCCCACCUGGAAUGAGAUGUACGAGGUGGUUCUAACGCAGCUCCCAGGCCAGGACCUGCACCUGGAGGUGUUCGAUAAGGACAUGGACAUGAAGGAUGACUUCAUGGGCAGGCUGAAGAUCAGUCUGAAGGACAUCAUUACCUCUCAGUACAUCGACCAGUGGUACAACCUGAGUGAUGUGAAGUCUGGUCGGGUCCACCUGGUCCUGGACUGGGUUCCAACAUCCUCCGAGUCAGACGGACUGGAUCAGGUUCUUCAGUUCUACUCCAGACAGUCGUAUCAGAACAAGGCAGUGUCCUCAGCAGCUCUGCUGUUUGUGUAUGUGGAACAAGCAGACGGCUUACCUGUAAAAAAAAGCGGAAAGGAUCCUAAAGUGGGCGCAGAGAUAAAACUUGGAGACGUUUCGCGUAAAACUACAGUGUGUGAUCGUACGACGUCGCCCUCGUGGAACGAGGCCUUCUGCUUCCGUGUUCGUGACCCAAGGAAGGAAAUUCUGUCUGUGAAGCUCUCCCACAGCUGGACCCUACCUAUUGGCUCUCUGAUGGUUCCUAUCAGAGAACUGCUGUCUGAACCAGAGCUGGUCCUGGAUCAGUGGUUCCAUCUGGAUGGAGCCUCACCUGAGAGUCAGAUCCUACUGAGAGCUGAGCUAAAGAUGCUGAUUCCCACCAAAUGUCCUGGUUCUACUGAAAAGACCAAAGUCCCCACAGCAUCAGACCCAGUUCCAGCCAGGCCCAAACAGGAGAAAGACACAGUACUCAGGUCAAGUUCAGUGGACACUCCUCGUGUUGAGACAAUCACCUCCUCUGUGACUGUGGAUGAAGAGGUUAAUGUAAAGGAAACUGCAGCUGAUGUAGAUGAAGAGAAGGUGGAGGAGUCGUUAAGCUCUGCUUUACCACAACCUCCUCACACGUCCCCUGACAUCACCUUUGCUAGUGAGGGAUUGUUGAGAAUGGUCUUGUUGGAGGCCCAGAGUCUGGUUGCUAAAGAUAACAUCAUGGGAGGCUUGAAGAAGGGCAAGAGUGACCCCUACGCUAAGAUCAGCAUGGGAGAGGUUGUGUUUAAGAGCGCGGUGGUCCAGGAGAAUCUCAACCCGGUGUGGAACGAGCUGUAUGAGGUGGUGCUGCGGCCUCAGGCAGGCCAGGAGGUGCAGGUGGAGCUGUUCGAUAAAGACAUGGACAAAGAUGAUUUCCUGGGCAGGUUCAAAAUCAGUGUUUCAGAUAUAAUCAGGUCCCAGUUCACAGACCAGUGGUACAGCCUGAAUGACGUGAAGUCUGGUCGUGUUCGUCUCAUACUGGAAUGGGUUCCAGCCGUAUCCCGUAGUGACAGGCUGAACCAGGUGAUGCAUCUGCAGGCUCUCCAGUCCUACCAGAACAAAGCGGUUCCCUCUGCAGCGCUGCUCUUUGUUUAUGUGGACAGAGCUCACUCUCUGCCCUUAAAGAAAAGUGGGAAGGAGCCCAAAGCUGGAGCGGAGCUUGUAUUUGGUAACAAGACCUACAAAACAAAGGUCUGUGAUCGCUCCAGAUCUCCACAGUGGAGCGAAGGAUUCCACUUCCUGGUUCGCAACCCUAAAGAGGAGAUGCUCAUCCUGAAGUUAUCCAGUGCUUGGGAUCAGCCCAUGGGAUCUCUGGUGCUUCCUGUGAGGGAGGUGGUUUCUGAACCACAGCUGGUCCUGGACCAGUGGAUGCAUCUGGAUGGAGCUCUGCCUGAAAGUCAAAUCCUCCUCAGGGCUGAGCUGAAGAUCCUUGACACGCGGAUGACAGAAGUCCCACAACUAUCUGGACCUGAUCCCAGAUCAGAAGUCCCAAAAGCAUCUGGACCUGAUCCCAGAUCAGAAGUCCCAAAAGCAUCUGGACCUGAUCCCAGAUCAGAAGUCCCAAAAGCAUCUGGACCUGAUCCCAGAUCAGAAGUCCCAAAAGCAUCUGGACCUGAUCCCAGAUCAGAAGUCCCAAAAGCAUCUGGACCUGAUCCCAGAUCAGAAGUCCCAAAAGCAUCUGGACCUGAUCCCAGAUCAGAAGUCCCAAAAGCAUCUGGACCUGAUCCCAGAUCAGAAGUCCCAAAAGCAUCUGGACCUGAUCCCAGAUCAGAAGUCCCAAAAGCAUCUGGACCUGAUCCCAGAUCAGAAGUCCCAAAAGCAUCUGGACCUGAUCCCAGAUCAGAAGUCCCAAAAGCAUCUGGAGCUGAUCCCAGAUCAGCAGUCCCAAUCACCCCAGCUAAAAAGAUACCAGAAGCAGCCAGUGAGGAGAAGAAAAACUCACACUUGCCAACUAAUAAGUCUCUGUCAGUAUCGGAGCAUCCUGCAGACUCCAAGGCUGAAGUUAAGACAUUUCCUUCUCCUGCAGAAAUGGGAGGACCAACGGAUGCUGAUGAGCCAGUGCAGUCUCACACAGCGGUUAAACAAGACUUUGAUCCAAAGACAACCCAGACAGAAGGUUCUGGUUUAAAAGAUCUAGCUCAGGCCACGUUCUCAGGUCUUCCCUCGGACCCUGUGGUGUCAGCAGAAGUUACAGGAACCCCCAAAGUGGCUCCAAGUCUUCCACCACACACAGCACCAGGCCCGCGGUUCGCUAAGGAGGGGGUGCUGAGGAUCCACCUACUGGAGGCCCAAGAUCUGGAAGCCAAGGAUAACAUGAUGGGUGGCAUGGUGAAGGGCAAGAGUGAUCCUUAUGUAAAGAUCCACAUAGACAAAGUGACAUUUAAGAGUCACGUGAUCAAAGAGAAUUUAAACCCAACGUGGAAUGAAAUGUACGAGGUGGUUCUAAGUGGGAGUGGCGAUCAAGACAUCAAGUUUGAAGCUUUCGAUAAGGACAUAGACGCUGAUGAUUUUCUAGGAAGGUUUGCUGUUAAGCUAAAUGAGGUCAUCAGAUCAAGGUACACAGACCAGUGGUUCAGUCUGAAGGACGUGAAGUCUGGACGAGUUCAUGUGAUACUAGAAUGGGUUCCUGCGGUGUCCAACACAGACAGGCUUGAACAGGUGCUGCAGCUUCAGUCUCUGCAGUCUUACCAGAACAAGGCUGUCCCCUCAGCAGCGCUGCUCUUCGUCCACUUAGAAGCAGCACAUUCACUUCCUCUUAAGAAGAGUGGGAAAGAACCCAAAGCAGGAGCUGAGCUGGUUGUGGGUGACACAGUCUACAGAACCAGCCUGUGUGAGCGGAGUGCCAAUCCCAAGUGGAACGAGUCUUUCUACUUCUUAAUCCACGACCCUAAGCGUCAGAUGCUUGUAGUGAAGCUGUCCAGCGGUUGGGAGCAGCCAAUGGGAUCUCUAGUGGUCACCAUAAAGGAGCUGUUUGCCCAACCACAGCUGGUUCUGGACCAGUGGUUCCAUCUGGAUGGAGCCACUCCUGACAGUCAGAUCUUACUGAGAGCGGAACUGAAGAUUCUGAAUUCCAGAAUGGUGGAUCUGAUUGGUGCGGGGACUCUGCCCUGUGCUGCUCCUGGACCUGGGAAUGGACAGGUGAAGCUGUCUCUUUCAUAUGCAGCAAGGGAGAAAAAGCUCCUGGUAGUUGUCCACGCCUGCAGAGGUCUGUCGUCACAGAGUAAGGACAGCAUUGACAGCUACGUCUCCAUCAUGCUGCUGCCAGACAAAAGUAAAGCCACCAAGAAAAAGACAGCUGUGAAGAAGAAGGACCUCAACCCAGAGUUCAACGAAAGGUUCGAGUAUGAUCUGCCAGAGGAGGAGACAAGAUUCAGGCGCCUGGUUGUGUCAGUGAAAAAUAACUCCGCCUCCUUCAGGAGCAAAGAUGUGGUUGGACAGGUGCAGAUCGAGCUGGCCCAGACUGACCUGAAGUCUGGGAUCACAGACUGGUUCACGCUGACUGAUGAAGCAGAAUAGUCGCCGUGCUCGCUGAUCUACAGCCAUGAGAGUUUCACCACUUAACCCGGCUCUCUGCUGCUACACACUGAUGCCUUCUUCUCCACACCUUUGCACCACUGCUGCAGUUUUCCUGCAUCCACCCAGCUCACUGUGUUAAGCAUGUAGUAUAAAGUGGAAAGCAUCGUCUUCACGUCUAUGAACCAAAGUUAUCAGGAUCAAGUGGUUAAGCCAGGAUGAUCACUUGCUGGGAAGCUAUAGUUAAAGAUGCAAUAUCAGUGUGAGUAAACUUAAAGAUGGAGCGGAGGUAGUUAAAGAUGAAGAAGUUCUGGAAGUUGAAUGUUCUGUUUGCAGUUCAGAAACAUAUUUAGAUGAUGAUGUUUUAUGUUUUAGUGUCGUUUCAGUGUUUUAGACCUUAUUUUGAUACAGGCCUUGGAGUAGAAUGAUAUAUAUGUUGGGGCACUUUGGUUUGUAGCUUUUGACAAUCCCAUAAAAGAUCAUUUUUCUAUGUUUAUUUUUUACAUUUGCUUUCACAAUCUUCUCCUUUAUGGUCUGUUUGUUUCUGUAUAUUUGAUCUGGCUGAAAACUGAUGAAAGAUGGAAACACAAAUAAACAGAUUUUGCAGCUUUUUA